CAUAUGAAUGCUCUUCAGACAGACAGCCUCGAAUAACAGUGGACAGGACAUCAACUUCGUAAAUAAUUUAUUCUAGACAAAGAGGAACAAUACAUAAACGCUUCUUUGUGUCAAUAUCAGGCUGACCGACAGAAAAUGGACACCAUGUGGAGGAGCCUGUCCAGAUAUAUAUGUAUCUUCUUCCUGCUGGCCCUGUCAGGCCUCUUCUUCCUGUUCAGCAACAUUAACAUUCUGGAGCAGAAGCUCAACUGCCAAGCAGUGUCAAUGUUCUACCAGCACCAAAGCAACAUCCACUCAGCUUUGCUCCCAGAGGGCCCUUCUCCUCUGGACCACAACCAGAGCUACUGUAGCCAGGAGCCCUCACCGGAGGAGGCUCUGGAGGAGCGUGACCUCCUAGACUCCAUCGCCUGGCCACAGCCUCAGCCCCAUUCUGUGAAUGUGUCCCUGAACCAGACCAGUGACCCUGCACACAGCCUUUUUGUGAUCCUGCCAGCAGGAGGCAGGAGAGAGUGGCACGUGGGGAACCAGUUGGAGGCUCUAGUCCAUAUGCAUGACUUCCAGGGGCGUCCCAAGAGCUAUGGUGGAGACUUCUUGCUGGCCCGGCUGCAUUCCUCCACAUUGGGAGCAGGCGUUGCAGGACAGGUGCUGGACCACAGGAAUGGGACCUACUCUGCCAUUUUCCCGUUACUAUGGCAGGGACCUGCACAGGUGGAGAUGACACUGGUCCAUCCUAGUGAGGCAAUUCAUGUUCUACGACGGAUACGAGAGGAACGGCCCGACCGGAUUCCCUUUCAGAGUCUGUUCCGCUCUGGAAAACUGUCCCAGACAACUGUAUGUAACCUGUGUCUGCCGACAAACCAGAAGCCGCUGUGCAAUUACACAGACCCCCACACAGGGGAGCCCUGGUACUGCUACAAGCCCAAGCAGCUGAGCUGUGACACACGGAUCAACCAUGCCAGGGGACCCUAUGUGAACCAUCUGCUCGUGAACAAGGAGGCAUUGCUCUUUCAAAGUGGUGUAAAUAUCAAAGUUCCCAUUCAUCCUUCAGGGUCUGACAGUGUCAUUGUGCUGCCUGAGAAAAAAGACAAAGCAGACGUGGAGAGAAGCAGCAUGAAGACAGAGUCUACCAGGAUCACUCCUUCCGGGUAUUACUUCCAAGGGUCAUGGCGAGCUCUGGGUGGUGGUGUGAUGCGCCAGUUUAACAUCUCAUCUGCCACUCAGUGUCUGAAGGGCAAGGUGGUGUACAUGUAUGGAGACUCUACUGUCAGACAGUGGUUCGAGUACAUCAACACCUUAGUACCAGACCUGAAGGAGUUCAACCUUUACAGUCCUAAGAAUGUGGGGCCCUUCAUGGCAGUGGACAGCACCCACAACAUCCUGCUGAAAUACCGUUGUCACGGUCCUCCAAUCCGCUUCAACACUGUCAUCGCCAGUGAGAUGCGCUAUGUAGCUAAUGAGCUGGAUGGCCUAACUGGUGGGUCAAAUACUGUGGUGUUCAUCAGCAUAUGGUCCCAUUUCAGCACCUUCCCUGUGCAGGUGUACAUUCGCCGACUACGCCACAUUCGGCGGGCGGUGGUGCGGCUUCUGGACCGAGCUUCGGGGACCCUGGUGGUGUUGCGCUCGGCCAACCUCCAGGCCCUGGACCCGAAAGUGAGCCUGUACAAUAGUGACUGGUUCUCAGUGCAGCUGGACGGGGUGCUCAGGGCUAUGUUCAAGGGUCUGGAUGUUGUACUGAUAGACGCCUGGGAGAUGACCCUUGCCCACCACCUCCCCCAUGCCCUCCACCCACCUCCUAUCAUCAUCAAGAACAUGAUAGAUAUUAUCCUCUCUCAUGUCUGCCCAGAGUAGGGCUUGCAGAUUAAGAAUGAUUUAUGUCAACAUUUUAUCAUUCAACACCUACAGUAUACAAUAUUUUAAAAAAUCCUAGAAAUACCAAAUUCUGCAUUAUGUGUUUUUACUGUUGUCACAUCACUCUUGAUAGUAUCACCGAUAUUUAAUUAGCUUAAGUAUCGGCCACAUAGCCUUUGUCAGAGCUUUUGUUAUGUCGGUAAAACCACCCGCUCUCUCAAACAGAGAAUUAGUGAACAAAAAAGUUCAAUCAGGAGAAACGACAGGGAUUAUCCAGUCGCUGUACAUUUCAAUGACCUGAAACAUGACAUUUCUACCUUUUAGAUUCUGUGACAUAGAGAAAGUUAAGAUAUCAGACAGAAGAGGUGAUAUAAAUAAUACUCUGAGUUAAAGGGAAUGUUUUGGGAUUUUCACCCUCCAGACAUUAUUUCCUAAAGGACUUAAUGAUGAAAUGCUUGUUAUGUUGUGAAUUUGAACAUGAAUUAUGUAACUCUUGUAGAUUAUUCUGAGGUUUUUCGAACGAUGUACCCAGUGACUAAUGAAAACGUACUAUGUCCUCAUUGAGAUUUUACAGACGUGUUCAAUACGCCUUAUUUAUACACUUUUGUAAUAUUUAUGAAAUGCAUAUUGUUAUAUUUGGUAGCACUUAUUUGUUUUUCCUUUGCCUCCAACCCCCUUCGAUGUGUAGAAUGGAUGUGGGUGGGGCCAGGUCUACAUAAGGGUGCACAUUUUUUGUAAUCACAAGAGCUCUGACAAAGACCGCGAGGCCGAUACGUAAGCUUAUUAAAGAUCAGUGAUACUAUCAAGAGCAGUGUGCGGUUUCCUUUUUCCUUCAUCUUGUUCAAGUGUUGCCAUGCACCUGCAAAAAAAGAUUGCUCAGAUGUGCGAGUGCCUCUUGAAUACUGUUGUCACAUCACAAUGAAUGAGAAUUGUUACUGAUUGUUACAUUUUGUCUGUGAACAUUUGUGUCCAGAUUUCUCUAUUGAGGCUUACACUGAGUGUACAAAACAUUAAAGACAACCGCUCCUCCAAUGACCAAGUGAAUUGAGGUUAAAGCUAUGAUCCCUUAUUGAUGUCACUUGUUAAAUCCACUUCAAUCAGUGUAGAUGAUGGAGAAGAGUCAGGUUAAAUAAAGAUGUUUAAGCCAUGAGACAAUUGGGUCAUGGAUUGUGUAUGUGUGCCAUUCAGAGGAUGAAUGGGAAAUACACAAGAUUUAAGUGCCUUUGAAUGGAGUAUGGCUGUAGGUGCCAGGUGCACAUUGUUGGCAUAAAGAACUGCAAUGCUGCUGGGUUUUUCACGCUCAACAGUUUCCCGUGUGUAUCAAGAAUGGUUCACCACCCAAAGGACAUCUAGCUAACUUGACACAACUGUGGGAAUCAUUGGAGUCAACAUGGGCCAGCAUCCCUGUGGAACGCUUUCAACACCUUGUAGAGUCCAUGCCCCGACGAAUUGAGGCUGUUCUGAGGGUAAAAUGGGAGGGUGCAACUCAAUAUUAAGAAGUUGUCCUUAAUGUUUUGUACACUCAGUGUAUGUCAAACAUGAUUUGCUUAUUUUAAAUGUUUUCAAAAAGUACAGACUGAGCUUCAAAAUAGUAUAAUAUCAUACACUGUAGUUGGAGAAAAAAUGGGAAAGUUAUUUUGCUUUAAAAGGUGAUAAACUUGUCCCACUUUGGAGACAAGUAAGAGAAAAUUCCCUUUGAUUUUUAUGAGAUUUUCACACCUCCUAGAGGGCUCUUCUUUGUUUACACCCAUUCAGCAUAGUUCACACCCUCUUAAGCCUUAGCCCAACCCACAAAUUGUUAACGCAUGUGAGUCAGCAUGGCAUUGUCCUCCAGAAAGUGGUCUCACUACUUUACCCCUAAGAGUCAAUCCAAGUAACAUCAUAAAAAAAUCCCUUCAAAAUCCAUCAGGCUGCGUCUCAAUCCACCACAUCUGCCUAUGCUGGCUUUCUGCAUCUGCGAUUGAAGGUGCCUUAUAGUUACAGUGUUAUUUGGAGUUACAGUGGUGUUUGUCAGACCAUGAGACUUCCCGAAAAUUGGUCUUCUUACGAAACAUCUGUAGCGUCCAAACGGUUUGGCCUACAAAACUAUUAUGACCACUCUAUAGAAAGGGAGACUCUCACAAACACGAUGGUGUUCUCUGUUUUGCUACGACAACCACACGUCUCACAGGACCCAUACGAAUGUGUGGAAGUAUGGAGGUAGUUUUGUGCCCCCAAAAAAUAAGGGGUGUCAACAAAAACAACCAAAUCCUGAGCUUUCUAAUAUUCGGAAAAUGUUCAGACCCCUUCACUUUUUGUUAAGUCCUUAUUCUAACAUUGAUUAAAUUGUUUUUUUUUCUUCUCAUCAAUCUACACACAAUACCCUAUAAUGAGAAAGCAAAAACAUUUUUUUUUAAAUGUUUGCAAAAAUGGAAAUAUCACAUUUUCAUAAGUAUUCAGACUCUUUAUUAAUCAGUACUUUGUUGAAGCACCUUUGGCAGCGAUGACAGCCUCUAGACUUCUAUGGUAUGAACCUACAAGCUUGGCACACCUGUAUUUGGGGAAUUUCUCCCAUUCUUCUCUGCAGAUCCUUUUAAGCUCUGUCAGGUUGGAUGGGGAGUGUUGAUGCACAGUUAUUUUCAGGUCUCUCCAAAGAUGUUCGAUCAGGCUCAAGUCCGAGCUCUGGCUAGGCCAAUCAAGAACAUUCAGAGACUUAUCCCGAAGACACUCCUGCGUUGCCUUGGCUGUGUGCUUGGGGUCUUUGUCCUGUUGAAAGGUGAACCUUCACCCCAGUCGGAGGUUCUGAGCACUCUGGAGCAGGUUUUCAUCAAGGAUAUCUCUGUACUUCGCUCCGUUCAUCUUUUCCACGAUCCUGACUAGUCUCCCAGUCCCUAUCACUGAAAAACAUCCCCACAGCAUGAUGCUGCCACCGCCAUUCUUCACUUUAAUGAUGGUGCCAGGUUUCCUCCAGACAUGACGCUUGGCAUUCAGGCCAAAGAGUUCAAUCUUGGUUUAAUCAGACCAGAGAAUCUUGUUUCUUAUGGUCUGAGACACCUUUAUGUGCCUUUUGGCAAACACCAAAUGGGAUGUCAUGUGCCUUUUAACUGAGGAGUGUCUUCUGUCUGGCCCCUCUACCAUAAAGGCCUGAUUGGUGCAGUGCAGUGCAGAGAUGGUUGUCCUUCUGGAAGGUUCCCCCAUGUCCACAUAGGAACUCUGGAGCUCUGUCAGAAUGACCAUUGAGUUCUUGGUCACCUCCCUGACCAAGGCCUUUCUUCCCAGAUUGCUCAGUGUGGCCGGGCAGCCAGCUCUAGGAAUAGUCUUGGUGGUUCCAAGCUUCUUCCAUUUAAGAUUGUUGGAGGUCACUGUGUUGUUGUUGACCUUCAAUGCUGCAGAUUUUUUUUGCUACCCUUCCCCAGAUCUGUACCUCGACACAUUCUUAUCUCAGAGCUAUUUUGAACAAUUCCUUUGAGCUCAUUGCUUGGUUUUUGCUCUGACAUGCACUGUCAACUGUAGGGGACUUACAGUUGAAGUCGGAUGUUUAUAAACACCUUAGCCAAAUACAUUUAAAAAUUUUCACAAUUCCAGACAUUUAAUCCAAGUAAAAAUUCCCUGUCUUAUAUCAGAUAGGAUCACCACUUUAUUUUAAGAAUGUGAAACAGAAUAAUAGUAGAGAGAAUUAUUUAUUUCAGCUUUUAUUUCUUUCAUCACAUUUGCGGGGGGGGGCAGUGUAGCCUAGUGGUUAGAGCGUUGGACUAGUAACCGAAAGGUUGCGAGCUCAAAACCCCAAGCUGACAAGGUACAAAUCUGUCAUUCUGCCCCUGAACAGGCAGUAACCCACUGUUCCCAGGCCUUCAUUGAAAAUAAGAUUUUGUUCUUAACUGACUUGCCUGGUUAAAUAAAGGUAAAAAAAAAAGUUCCAGUGGGUCAGAAGUUUACAUACACUCAAUUUGUAUUUGGUAGCAUUGCCUUUAAAUUGUUUUGGGGAGCCUUCCACAAGCUUCCCACAAUACGUUGGGUAAAUUUCGGCCCAUUCCUCCUGACAGAGCUGGUGGAACUGAGUCAGGUUUGUAGGACCCCUUGCUCUCAAACACUCUUUCAGUUCUGCGCACAAAUGUUCUAUAGGAUUGUGGUCAGGGCUUUGUGAAGGCCACUCCAAUACCUUGACUUUGUUGUACUUAAGCCAUUUUGCCACAACUUUGGAAGUAUGCUUGGGGUCAUUGUCCAUUUGGAAGACCCCUUUGCGACCAAGCUUUAACUUCCUGACUGAUGUCUUGACAUGUUGCUUCAAUAUAUGCACAUAAUUUUUCUCCCUCAUGAUGCCAUCUAUUUUGUGAAGUGCACUAGUCCCUCCUGCAGCAAAGCACCCCUACAACAUGAUGCUGCCUCCUCGUGCUUCACGGUUGGGAUUGUGUUCUUCGGCUUGCAAGCCUCCCCCUUUUUCCUCCAAACAAAACGAUUGUCAUUAUUGCCAAACAUUUCUAUUUUUGUUUCAUCAGACCAGAGGACAUUUCUCCAAAAAGUACGAUCUUUGUCCCCAUGUGCAAACCGUAGUCUGGAUUUUUUAAUGAUGGUUUUGGAGCAGUGGUUUCUUCCUUGCUGAGCGGCCUUUCAGGUUAUGUCGAUAUAGGACUUGUUUUACUGUGGAUAUAGAUACUUUUGUACCUGAUUCCUCCAGCAUUUUCACAAGGUCCUUUGCUAUUGUUCUAGGAUUGAUUUGCACUUUUCGCACCUCCAAUUGACUCAAAUUACAUCAUUUUCUGGAAUUUUCCAAGCGGUUUAAAGGCACAGUCAACUUAGUGCAUGUAAACUUCUGGCCCACUGGAAGUGAGUUAUAAAUCCUGUGAAGGAUUAACAAUCGCGCACAAUUUCAAUGUCCUGCUAGUCAUGCCAGGAAUAUAGUAUAUGCAUAUGAUUAGUAUGUGUGGAUAGAAAACACUCCGAGGUUUAUAAAACUGGUUAAAUGAUGUCUGUGACUAUAACAGAACGUGUGUAGGAGGCAAAAUCCCAAGGAAAACUGUUCACAAAAAACACGAAAAAAAUAUCAAUCCGCCAGUCUCUGUAUUGUCUAUGGCAAGGGAAAAUAGAUAGCGUCCGGUUUACAGUUCCGACAGCUUCCGCACGAUGUCGCCAGUGUUGGGAAUUGUAUUGAAGUUAAUCCUUGGUCAAAUGAGUAAUAGGCACUUCCUGUCGUCGAGUCUACCGGAGGAAGUUAUGAAAGGAAAAAUAUGGACGAUGAUUUCAAGACUUGCUGCUAUUGAAUACAGAUCGCCCUGUGAUCAAUUUGAUUGUUUAUUAACGUUUACUAAUACCUAAAGUUGGAUUACAAAAGUAAUUUGAAGUGUUUUGUCAAAGUUUAUAGCCAACUUUUUUAAUUAAAAAAAAUGACAUUGCGUUUUAAAACAGAGUUUUUUCCUGGAUUUGACGGUGUUCAUAAAUGGACAUUUUGGGUAUACAUGGACCGAUUUAAUCGAAAAAAAGACCCAAUUGUGAUGUUUAUGGGACAUAUAGGAGUGCCAACAAAGAAGCUCGUCAAAGGUAAUGAAUGUUUUAUAUUUUAUUUCUGCGUUUUGUUUAGCGCCGGCUACGCUAAUUAUUUUGUUUACAUCCCCUUCAGGUAUUUCUGGUGGUUGCAUGCUAUCAGAAAAUAGCUUCUUUAAAAAUCUGACAUGUUGGCUAGAUUCACAACGAGUGUAGCUUUAAUUGAGUACCCUGCAUGUGUGUUUUAAUGAAAGUUUGAGUUGUAUCGAGUACUAUUAGUUGGCGCUCUGGAAUUUACGCUGAUUUUGAUCCCUGUACAGGGACAGCAGCCAUAGGAGGAUUUAUAAGUCAAAUAACCUGUCUAAACAAUUGUUGGAAAAAUUACUUGGGUCAUGCACAAAGUAGAUGUCCUAACCGACUUGCCAAAACUAUAGUUUGUUAAACAAGAAGUUUGUGGAGUGGUUGAAAAAUAAGUUUUAUUGACUCCAACCUAAGUGUAUGUUAACUUCAGACUGUAUAUAGACAGGUGUGUGCCUUUCCAAAUCAAGUCCAAUCAAUUGAAUUUACCAAUCAAGUUGUAGAAACAUCUCAGGGAUGAUCAAUGGAAUCAGGAUGCACCUGUCCUGAGCUCAAUUUCGAGUCUCAUAGCAAAGGUUCUGAAUACUUAUAUAAAUACAUUUUAUAUAUAUAUAUAUUUGCAAACAUUUCUAAAAACCUGUUUUUGCGUUGUCAUUAUGGGGUAUUGUAUGUAGAUUGAGGAGGGGAAUCCGUAAUUAAUCGAAUUUAGAAUAAGGCUGUAAUGUAACAAACUGUGGAAAAAGUCAUGGGGUCUGAAUAUAGGACAGACACUUCAAAACUUUAUUCCUCAUUAUUAGUUUUUUGACUUUUUGCCAACUAUAAAUACUGUCUGUUAUUCAAUAUGUGUUUCAGUGUUUCUAUUGGAUAUAAUGGUAAAGGCCAAAUUCAAAAUGUAUCUGGAUGUGGUGGUCCUGGGCUGAAGUGGUUACACGUGGUUUGCUGUUGUGAGGCCGGUUGGACGUAGUGCCAAAUUCUAUAAAACAACAUUGGAGGCGGCUUAUGGUAGAGAAAUUAACAUUACAUUCUCUGGCAACAGCUCUGGUGGACAUUCCUGCAGUUAUCAUGCCAAUUUCACGCUCCCUCAAAACUUGAGACAUCUGUGCUAUUGUGUUGUGUGACAGAACUGCAUAAGGUGCACCUGUGUAAUGACUAUACUGUUUAAUCAACGUUGAUAUGCCACACCUGCCAGGUAAAUGGAUUAUCUUGGUAAGGAGAAAUGCUCACUAACAGGAAUAUAAACAAAUUGGUUCACAAAAGGUGAAAGAAAUAUGCUUUUUGUGCGAAUGGAACAUUUCUGGGCUCUUUUAUUUCAGUUCAUGAAACAUUACAAUGAAAAUUACUAUGAAAUAAUAAAAUAUUUCAGAUGUGUA
Oncorhynchus masou masou (cherry salmon) is the source of this 8753-nucleotide messenger RNA. Its product is annotated as NXPE family member 3-like. The coding region runs from base 136 to 1848 and encodes 570 amino acids. The transcript has 6 exons. The record is from RefSeq and is a predicted model, not a curated record. Lineage: Eukaryota; Metazoa; Chordata; Actinopteri; Salmoniformes; Salmonidae.